CGUUAGUAUAGACUUGCUUUAGUUAUUUCUUUGUAAUUAGGAAGUAAGAGUAGUUUUGAUUGGCUAAUGAAAGAAGGCAUUUCAUUGGAUGGCUAGGUAUAUAAAUAGAGGUUCCAUCAGAUGAAAAGCUUCUCUUGCUCUGGCGGUCGAAGAAGAAGGAACAACUCUAAAAAGGAAGAUGCCACAAGUGAAAACAACUCCGAGAAAGCCAGGUUUGGUGUGUCCGCUGUGUUGCGAGAGACUUCCAUCAGAUGAAGAGUGGAAAGCGCACUUGGUGAUCUGCGGAACCAAUGCAAGAGAAAAGAAGAAGUUUGAGUGUAAUGAGUGUAACUUUGUCACGGAGAAGAAUGUUUGUCUGAAGAGACACAAGGAGAGGAAGCACCCAGUACGAGAAGACUCGUUGGAUGAACAUGAUCCAGGGAAUGUGUUAGAUAUCCUAGGGGAAAUAUCUGAGGACGAUCCAGAACCUGCAUCUAAGACAUCUAAGAUGGAAGAAAUGAUUACUGUGAGAAAACCCUGUCGUCCGAACCCUGUAUAUACACCAAAGAGACCUAACAUUCCACAAGAUUCUGCACGUGUUUCGAGUAUUGCUGUGAAAUCCGUCACAGGUAGUGUACGUGAACCAGGACUACAGACCAGAGAUACAGGGACACAGUUAGGCAAUGUAAAGACAUUUGUGGAUGCAGCUGUCCAGGUGAACUUUUCAAACCACAGGAGAACCAUAAAGACAACGACAUCGUACACGGAGAAUGGGAAGUCUGUUGUCAAGGUUGAGGAAGAAGAAUGGUUCGACUGAGUGAUUCAAAGACAUUUACAAAACAAAACAAAAAUAUACAUUUGCUCUUUUACUUACUGUGAAUGCGGGACGCAUUGAAUCAGAGGCGUGGGUAAUGAAGCGGUUGAUUCUUUGUUAAUUACAUUGUUCAAUAAAUGAUCGUUAGUAUAGACUUGCUUUAGUUAUUUCUUUGUAAUUAGGAAGUAAGAGUAGUUUUGAUUGGCUAAUGAAAGAAGGCAUUUCAUUGGAUGGCUAGGUAUAUAAAUAGAGGUUCCAUCAGAUGAAAAGCUUCUCUUGCUCUGGCGGUCGAAGAAGAAGGAACAACUCUAAAAAGGUAAUCAGUGACCAAGCUGUAUAAGUUUGGGCCUAGCUGCAUAAGCUAGGGUUCCACUGUAUUCCUUUAUAGUACAUGGUCAAAAUAAAUUGUGUUACAGUAUAGUGUGCAUAGUCACAGGGUAUCACAGUACAGGGCGACGUACUGUUGAUACAGGGUGUCAGGUACCAAGACACAGGGUUUACCAAGGCAUAGGUUUUAUAGUGGCUAGCUAUAGGGUGACUUGGUCAAACGGCAGUCGCGGUAAAGGGUGACGUGGUCAAGGUGUGUCGCGGUAAAGGGUGUACACAGUCACGGGUGUCGCAGUAAGGGGCUAUUUACUGUUGAUACAGGGUGACGGAUAUAUUGUGAUACAGUUGUUUUAGUUGGCUUUUUGACUAUAUUAGUGUUAGAGGUAUAUUAAUGUAAAAUAUCUACCGGGUGUAGAUUAGGUAAUAGUUAUUUGAGUCAGAAAGACGGCCGUUAUUUUGUAUAUAUUGUCGGCACUUGUUUGUUACAACAAUUACUGGGUCCAAGAAAGAACUUGGUAACGAACUGUAGGCACGCAU
Messenger RNA from Mizuhopecten yessoensis (Yesso scallop), 1657 nucleotides. RefSeq lists its product as uncharacterized. NCBI's taxonomy places the organism in Eukaryota, Metazoa, Mollusca, Bivalvia, Pectinida, Pectinidae. The coding region runs from base 179 to 796 and encodes 205 amino acids. The transcript is spliced from 2 exons. The record is from RefSeq and is a predicted model, not a curated record.